This is a messenger RNA of Trifolium pratense (red clover), 1895 nucleotides long. RefSeq names its product E3 ISG15--protein ligase HERC5-like. Bases 214 to 1557 code for a protein of 447 amino acids. The transcript is spliced from 4 exons. NCBI's taxonomy places the organism in Eukaryota, Viridiplantae, Streptophyta, Magnoliopsida, Fabales, Fabaceae. The record is from RefSeq and is a predicted model, not a curated record.
GAUAUAGUUGCAGCUGGCUAUUAUAUAUACUAACAAUUAAGGAGGAUAGAAUGAAAGUUGUUAAAUAGAGAUAGUUAGUUAAUCCACUUAGUAUUGGACACUUUGCAUGAAUCUGUGAAUGUUCAAAGUUCAAUCCUUGAUAUUUCUUAUCAUCAUUAAUUGUACAUAAUCCAUUAAUACUUAGGCCAUUUAUCUUUUCAAUCUCAGAGGAUCAUGGAAGAUGUUGCCAGCUCCGGCAACUUACCAUUUAAAGUAACCGCCGUCGCUGCCGGGGAAGCACAUACUCUCCUUCUCACUGGGGAUGGCCGUGUAUAUUCUUGGGGAAGAGGAACAUUAGGAAGACUUGGUUUGGGUUCAGAACAAGACCAACCUUUUCCAGCUGAAGUAAAGUUUGGAUCACAAGACUCUGUUAGAAUAGUAGGAAUUGCUGCUGGUGCUUAUCAUAGUCUAGCUCUUGCAGAUGAUGGAUCUGUUUGGUGCUGGGGUUACAAUUUAUAUGGAUAUUAUUCUGUAGUUCCUUGCUUAUUGAACAAGUUUCUUGAGUUGCAUCCCCCAGAUUCUUCAGCCUUAUUGUUAGAAGAAACAGAAGGGAGAACACCACUAAAGAUAAUCUCUAUCAAAGCAGGAGGAAUGAUGUCACUAUGUAUUGACAAUCUUGGUGCCCUAUGGAUGUGGGGAAACUGUCCUAAUCAAAGCAAAGAAGGUAUAUUCUCAAUAGUAAGCAAUUUCACUCCAACACCAGUUUGGGAUUUCCAUGGUCACACAGUAGUAAAAGUUGCAUGUGGAAAUGAACACAUUAUAGCACUAGUAAGCAUUGGAGAAUCAUACAAUGGUGAAAAUGAUGAUCUCAUUUGUUACUCUUGGGGUACAAACAAUCAUGGUCAAUUAGGCUUAGGUGAUAAAGAAAAUAGACCAAAUCCAGAAAUUGUAAAAACAUUUGAUCAAAAUUCUCAUUGGUCAAUUUAUGAAAUAGCAUGUGGUGCUUUUCACACUGCUUUGUUAACUCAUAGAAAAAGACCUAAUGAUGAUACAUUAGAGAGUGUUUGUUGGACAUUUGGUCUUGGUGAAAAUGGACAACUUGGUCAUGGAACAACUCAAAGUUCAUUAAUUCCUGAACUUGUUCAAGAAUUGCCAAAAUUUAUAAACCUUGUUUCUAUUGAUUGUGGUUUGUUUCAUACUUGUGUUGUUUCGUCCGAUGGAGAUGUUUGGUCGUGGGGAAUGGAGAAGGGUCUUGGUUUAUAUCCGGAUGCGCGAGUUGUUGGUGAAUAUUCUAGUGACGCUCUUUCUCCGCUUGUUGUAAGUAAUCCUUAUGAGGCUAAAUUUUUUGAACCGGUUCAAGUCGCAUGUGGCGCAGCUCACACUGUUAUUGUUGCUCAAGAGGGAUACAGAAUUUGGUCUUUGGGAAGAGGAAGAAGUGGUGUUCUUGGAAAUGGUAAGGUAAUUGAUUGUUAUACUCCUAAUUUAGUAUUAUGGCCUCCAUUGAUGGAAGAUUUUCAUUUCAAACAAGAGGAAUCGUCGAGUUGUCGCGAACAAGAUAAGGGAAAAGAAGAAGACUGAAGGAGUAGUAGAAAACAUGAGAAAUUAUGAUCAUUAGUAUACUUCAUGAAUUUAUCUUUGCAAAACCUUUUGAUGAACAAGAUAUACAUGUUUCAUUGAAAAGUAAAGAGUAAAGCAUUCUUAUCAAAGUAUACCACAUACAAGUCAAUAAGCCAAUAUCCAUGAGAGUAUUUGUGGCCUAAUUAUUUGUUGUAUCUAGCUUUUCCAGUAUAUCCAUGAGAGUAUAAUUACUUGCCUUUAUUAGGUGAUUGAGUUUUGUACAGAAAUUGAGUAUAGUGUACAAUUUUUUAUGUAAGAAAAGUCUGUGGUAUGAUAUAUUAUUAUGUAUUUUUUUUUAU